AUGGAGGCGUUGACGAGGAUGUUCUCGCUUGCCGGCAAGACGGCCGUGGUCACAGGCGGGACCCGAGGCAUUGGGGCAGCUAUGGCUAUCGCCCUGGCUGAAGCCGGCGCAGACAUCAUUCUGAUCCAGCGUGACGAAAGCAACAAGAGCACAUACAACAGCAUCCAACAGCUGGGGCGAAAGGCCACAAUCGUCACAGCUGAUCUGUCCGAUCAGACGUCCGUGUCCAAGAUCAUACCGGACCUGGUAAAAGCCGGCCAUGAUAUGCACAUCCUGAUCACUUGCGCGGGGGUCCAGAAACGACAUCCCGCACACCAGUUUCCCCUGGAGGAUUGGAACGCCGUGCUACAAGUCAACCUUACGACGGUAUUCACGUUAUGCCGCGACUUCGGCGCCUAUCUCUUGUCAAAACCUGCGCCUGCCUCACGGUCGCAGUCACGGGGAGCUAUCAUCAACGUGGCCUCGCUCUUGACGUUCCAGGGCGGAAUCACCGUGCCGGCAUACGCGGCGUCCAAGGGCGGUGUUGCUCAGCUAACGAAAGCGCUCAGCAACGAGUGGGCCAAGGAGGGGAUCAACGUCAACGCCAUUGCGCCGGGGUAUAUCGAGACGGACAUGAAUGAGGCAUUGAUCGCAAACGAGACCCGAGCGAGGCAGAUUCUCGAAAGGAUCCCCGCAGGACGAUGGGGCGCGCCGGAGGAUUUCAAGGGAGCGGUGGUGUUUUUGGCCAGUGAUGCCAGCCGGUAUGUGAGUGGUGAAGUCUUGACCAUUGACGGUGGGUGGAUGGGACGGUGA
Messenger RNA from Fonsecaea nubica, 792 nucleotides. RefSeq names its product 2-deoxy-D-gluconate 3-dehydrogenase. Lineage: Eukaryota; Fungi; Ascomycota; Eurotiomycetes; Chaetothyriales; Herpotrichiellaceae. Bases 1 to 792 code for a protein of 263 amino acids. Gene Ontology annotation, molecular function: oxidoreductase activity, acting on the CH-OH group of donors, NAD or NADP as acceptor. The transcript has 2 exons. The record is from RefSeq and is a predicted model, not a curated record.